CAUCGCCCAAUUGUAAAACGCCAAUCAAAUUUUGUACCUGAAAGCUGUGGGCAUUUAUUGAAUCGGCCUUGUCUUUCCACCGCCACAUUGCCUUUAUUUUAGUGCGUCUGUCUCUCUACACCUUGCACUUGUAUUCUGCGUUUCCUCCUCCUUCCCUCCCUUUGCCUUCUUGCCUUUUGCUUCUUCUAUUGAUUCUAGCAACAAAAUUUCUGAUUCUUAUUUUUGCCCAGUAAUUUGGAAAAGAAAAUGGCACUGAAACUUAGCUUCUCGCCUCACAAGAUGCCUUCCUUUCCUGAUGCUCGUAUCAGAUCUCACAGGGUUUUCAUGGCUUCAACUAUUCAUUCUCCUUCUAUGGAGGUCGGAAAAGUUAAAAAGCCUUUCACACCGCCAAGAGAGACGCAUGUUCAAGUGACCCAUUCCUUAGCACCAGAAAAGCGCGAGAUCUUUAAUUCUCUGAACAAUUGGGCCGAAGAGAAUAUCUUGGUGCUCCUAAAGGAUGUUGAGAAAUCCUGGCAACCCAGUGACUUUCUACCCGAGCCGGCAUCGGAACGCUUUGACGAGCAGGUCAUGGAGCUACGGAAAAGAUGCAAGGAAAUUCCUGAUGAUUAUUUCGUUGUGUUGGUUGGAGAUAUGAUCACAGAGGAAGCACUUCCAACUUACCAGACCAUGCUUAACACCCUAGAUGGAGUCCGAGAUGAGACGGGUGCUAGCCUUACUCCAUGGGCUAUUUGGACUCGAGCAUGGACAGCUGAAGAGAAUAGGCAUGGUGACCUUCUCAACAAGUAUCUUUAUCUCUCUGGACGGGUUGACAUGAAGCAAAUUGAGAAGACAAUUCAAUACCUGAUUGGCUCCGGGAUGGAUCCUCGUACGGAGAACAAUCCCUACCUGGGAUUUAUCUACACUUCUUUCCAGGAGAGGGCUACCUUCAUUUCUCAUGGAAACACGGCUAGGCUUGCCAAGGAACACGGGGACCUGAAAUUGGCUCAGAUAUGUGGUAUCAUUGCUGCGGAUGAGAAGCGCCAUGAAACUGCCUAUACCAAAAUCGUCGAAAAGCUCUUCGAGAUCGAUCCAGAUGGCACUGUAUUGGCACUUGCCGACAUGAUGAGGAAGAAAAUCUCUAUGCCGGCUCAUCUGAUGUACGAUGGCCAGGACGAUAAUCUCUUCGAGAACUUCUCUUCUGUAGCACAGCGGCUAGGAGUCUACACUGCCAAGGACUAUGCUGAUAUUUUGGAAUUUUUGGUCGGAAGGUGGGAUGUUGAGAAGUUGACUGGUCUUUCUGGAGAGGGGCGUAAAGCACAAGAUUACAUAUGUGGCUUGCCUCCUAGAAUUCGAAGGUUGGAGGAGCGGGCACAAUCGAAGGUCAAGCAGGCAUCAUCCGCCCCCUUCAGCUGGAUUUUUGGUCGAGAAAUCAAACUUUGAACGCUGCGCUGAACUUGAGGACUCUUCUUACAGCCUUCUUAUAAGCAAAUAUAUAAGGUCGGUCGAUGGCCAUCUGGUCUGUGUCAAGAAAUGCGUUAAGAGUUUAAAAAUGUUCCAGUGGUAUAUUUCUUGUUCGUUUAUUUGAUAAGUAAGUUUCAAUCAGAUAUCACUGACACUUCGUCUCGAGUUAAUCGACUCGAGUGAGGAGACGAUAUCUUGUUGCAAUCUUUGUUUCUUUAUCAGCUCAUUACGAGUAAUGUAAGUAGAAUCUUGUGCUUGUUUACAAUUUAAGAAAGCUUGUGGUGUUGCUAUGAUGAUUCUCAUUGGAUUAAAUUCACCACUGGUGUUUGCUAAACCUUUAAUGAA
Olea europaea var. sylvestris is the source of this 1785-nucleotide messenger RNA. Its product is annotated as stearoyl-[acyl-carrier-protein] 9-desaturase, chloroplastic-like. Bases 247 to 1419 code for a protein of 390 amino acids. The transcript has 3 exons. The record is from RefSeq and is a predicted model, not a curated record. Gene Ontology annotation, biological process: fatty acid biosynthetic process. Gene Ontology annotation, cellular component: chloroplast stroma. Gene Ontology annotation, molecular function: stearoyl-[ACP] desaturase activity. NCBI's taxonomy places the organism in Eukaryota, Viridiplantae, Streptophyta, Magnoliopsida, Lamiales, Oleaceae.